This is a messenger RNA of Stylonychia lemnae, 393 nucleotides long. NCBI's taxonomy places the organism in Eukaryota, Ciliophora, Spirotrichea, Sporadotrichida, Oxytrichidae. The record is from the annotation of a GenBank genome assembly.
AUGACUGUCAAGAAGAAUGAAGCAAGUUCUUCACCACUCUAAAUGUGUAUUCCAGACUAUGGGUAUCAUUGCUGCUCAUCUGUUGGACUCAGUGAAUGCUUGGAUAAUUGGAGUUGCUGUGGAGACUGGUGCUGCAAUUCAAAUGGAUAGACACCUUAUUGCGAUACUUCAACUUAUAGCUGCACUGUCAAGCCAGCCAAUGUUGGUCUGAUUGUUGGCCUAAGUGUGGGAAUCCCUGUUUUCAUUGCAAUAAUUGUCAUAAUUUGGAUGAAAAUCAAGAAGAAGGGAUGCUUUAAGCCAAAGUAGACAGUUGGAAACUAAUUCCAAUAUGGAGCAGGAAACAUUAAUAAUCAAGCUGCUCGUACUGAUCAAUAACAAUUGCUAUAAAAUUGA